Messenger RNA from Guillardia theta CCMP2712, 1932 nucleotides. RefSeq lists its product as hypothetical. The coding region runs from base 1 to 1932 and encodes 643 amino acids. The transcript is spliced from 7 exons. The record is from RefSeq and is a predicted model, not a curated record. Lineage: Eukaryota; Cryptophyceae; Pyrenomonadales; Geminigeraceae.
AUGGGGAGGAGAGAUGGAGGAGAGGCAGCAUCGACAACAAGAACGACAGGGCAGGAUACUGAAGGAGGACAAGGUGCGCUGCGAGGAGUAGGAGCGGGUGAAGCAGCCAGUGCAGAGGAAGGAAGAGGGAGCAGGAGAUCAGCGACGAACGAGAGCGAGCCUGUGAUCGCCUCCUCUUCGCUGUCUCCUAUCAGCUUCACUGGGUUCGUCGCCCGCUCUCACUCCUCCCUGUCCCCUGCCGCCAUCUCGCACAUCUCACCGGAGCACAAGUCAUUCAACGGACAGUCUCCAGGGCAGGACAACUCCAGCUCAUCACCAGCUUCCGUGGGCUCCUCCUACGCCGAAGCUGUGCUCUCGAGCCGCCUGCCCUCGCUCUUCCGGAAGAAACUCUCGCCGUCCCACACUCCUCAUUCCGACACCGAGGUGUCAGCGAUGAUGAUGAAUAGGAAGCUACUGAGAGACCUGAGACGAGAAAUAUCGCGAUAUGACGAUGACAACGACGAGUUGCUGCUGGCCAAGUCAACGCCCAACAACAUGAUCGGCAGCCAUCGCUCCCCUCAGUCGGAAGGCGCGGGCAGUCUUGCAGCCUAUCGCAACCUCUUCAAGCAGCAGCCUGCCAGCGUCUCCGCUCUUAACUUUGACAAGCUGAGAAGCGUCGACCAUGUGCACACGGCUAGAGUCAGCCCAGCGUGCAAGAGCGAAGUGACUCUGAGCUCUCCCCAGGAGACGGUUUCCUCCGUCUCCUCGCACCACGUCAAGCGGAUGAACCUGACGCCUCGAGAUCAUAUCGUCAAGUCCAUCUUGCAAGAUGACUCGGAAGAAGAGGACUCCUCGGAUGACUCCAACGAGCUCUUUCCCCGGUCAAGCACCUUCUCCAAGCGAUCAGGCAAGGCAUGGGAGCAACAGGCGCAUGCGGCAGCAGGGCAUCACUCGCAGUCAUCGAGGAGCCCACGGAGACGUCAAGACUUGAUCCCGCCUCAUAUGCGAAGUCGCUGGAGUGAACCACCCAACCCCAAGUCCGUCGGUCACUGGCAUGCGGGGGAAGCGAACACCUCGAUCAGUGUCGGUCACGCUGAGCAAGACGUCCUCUCCUCGCAAGCUUCUGCGGCAGGCUCUUCGAGGAAUGAGAUCGAGUUUGUUGGCAGCAUGCGAGACUACGUCGAGAGCGAAGCAGAGGAGGGGGAGAUCCUGCAGACGAGUGCAAACACAGAGGACGAGGCGUGGAGGGAGGAGGAACAUCGCUCUCCCGACUUAUCAAUGCAAUCGUUGAGAUCUCAGGAGGGGACUCAUCGAGCGGACGAGGAGCACGGGGAAGAGGAGAGGGAAGAUCAGACGCCGAACAAGACAAGAACAAACUUCGAGUCCAUAGAAGUCUCCUCCAAAGUUCCAACAGCAACCAUCAGCAGAGAUUCCAUGAAGCUCUUGUACACGGGCAUGAAUCAAGACGUUGAGUUCCUCAAGGCGGAGCUGGUGGGCGCCAAGGUGCAGGAGCCGAAGAGUUGGGCUGCUGGGAAAGCAAAGGGAGCUGACGACGCCUCGGGAUUCCCAGCGAUGGAGGAGAAGAGCAGCAGCAACGCGAUCGAGCACACAGACAGCCGACUGUGCAACACUCUCUCCCGCGGGCUGAACUCCGUCCUCAGCAGACGAGACGACAAGAUGUCCCUUGGCGCCUCCGAGCUGCAAGCGCGAUGCGCCAGCGCCUUGAACGAGGAGGGGAUCCGAAGUGUCGAGGACUGGAAGGCCCUGGAGAAAUGCCCUCUGAUCGCAAGCAUGGCCCUGCUCGAGCUGCGGCAGGAGCACCUGACGUACGUCGAGAUAGCGGAGAUCUACUCCAGCUUCACAUCGGCAGCGCAAGAUGCUGCGCUGCUUGAGGAGGAGGGCGAGGGAGGGUGUCAGAGAGUGUGCUGCCCCAGAGCUGUCUGCCUGAUCUGA